AUGGCUGUCGGCACGAGAAAAAAGGUCGUCGUUGUCGGCCUGGGGAUGGUCGGCAUUGCCUUCAUCGAGAAAUUGUUGAAGCUGGACGCCAGAGCCCGCGAAUAUGAUAUCGUGGUUAUUGGCGAUGAGCCCCACCUUGCAUACAACCGCGUGGGACUGACGAGCUUCUUCAACCACCGAAAAGUCGAGAACCUCUAUCUCAACCCUAAAGAAUGGUACGCAUUACAUGCUCCGGAAAGCCAACUAGGCUACCACCUCAACACCUUAGUCACAAGCAUCGACUCUGCGAACAAGACCGUUAGCUGCGGCAACGGUGAUGUUGUCUCAUACGACAUCCUCGUCCUGGCAACCGGGUCCGAUGCUGUUCUUCCACGGCAUACCCCCGGCUAUGAUGCGAAUGGGGUGUUUGUCUACCGCACAAUCGACGACUUGCAGAAGCUCAUCACCUUCGGAGAAGCCCACAAGGGCACCGUCGGCGCCGUCGUCGGCGGUGGCUUACUUGGUCUUGAAGCCGCGAAUGCGAUGAUGGACCUGGAGUGUUAUGACAAAAUCAAGUUGAUCGAAAGAAACCGAUGGGUACUGAGCCGGCAGCUCGAUGCCGAUGCUGGCGGCCUCGUCGUUGAAAAGGUCACCGACCUAGGAGUCGACAUUCUGCUCAGCAAGAGAGUUGGCAAGAUAAAAGCAGACGAGGGCAACAACGUGACAGGUGUUGUCUUCGAGGAUGGCGAGGAGAUGGAUUGUUCCACCAUCUGCUUCGCCAUUGGUGUCCGGCCACGAGAUAGCUUGGCGAGAAACGCCGGCAUCGACUGUGCGGAUCGAGGCGGCGGUAUCCUGGUGAACAACGACCUCAGCACGAACAUCCCCGAUACCUACGCCAUUGGAGAGUGUGCGAGCUGGGAAAACCAGACGUUCGGUCUUAUCGCUCCCGGCAUCGAAAUGGCCGAUGUCCUGUCCUUCAACCUCACUCAAGCCAAGCUCCAUCAGCCGAGAGCAUUCAAGCGACCGGAUCUCAGCACGAAGCUAAAGCUGUUAGGCGUCGACGUGGCCAGUUUCGGAGACUUCUUUGCCGACAGAGACGGACCCAGCUCGUUACCGGCCAAGGCGGCGCGGAAGAAGAGAGAAGAUCAGAGUGUUGUCAAAACCGUCGUUAACGGCCUUCCACCGCCUCCAGUCAAAGCGUUGACAUAUAAGGACCCCUUCGCGCAAGUGUACAAGAAAUACCUCUUCACCACCGAUGGCAAGUAUCUACUUGGCGGUAUGAUGAUUGGUGACACGAGCGAUUACAUUAAGCUGGUACCCAUGGUCAGGAAUCAGAAAGAGCUUGAUAUCCCUCCAGCACAACUCAUCCUCGGCGCAAAGAAAGACGGCGGUGACGAAGCAGAUGACCUCAACGAUGAUGUCCAGAUCUGUUCUUGCCACAACGUCAGCAAGGGCGACGUUGUCAACACGGUCAAAGAUGGCACUUGCAAGACCGUCGGCGAUGUCAAGGCGUGCACCAAGGCCGGCACUGGCUGUGGUGGCUGCAUGCCGCUCGUGACCAGCAUCUUCACCAAGACGAUGACCGAUAUGGGCGCCGAAGUCACCAACUACUUAUGCGCCCACUUCAACUACUCUCGAGCCGACCUGUACAACAUCGCCAUGGUGAAGAAUCUGAGGACCAUGACAGACCUCAUGAGAGAAGCCGGCAACGAUAAAGAGUCUGAAGGCUGUGAAGCCUGCAAGCCCAAUGUGGCCAGCAUCUUCGCGUCGUUAUGGAACAAGCACGUCAUGACCAAAUCCACCCACGGCCUCCAGGAGACCAACGAUAAGUUCUUGGGCAACAUACAACGGAAUGGCACAUUCUCCGUCAUACCCCGCGUCUCUGCUGGUGAGAUCACACCGGACAAGUUGGUCGUCAUUGGCGAAGUUGCGAAGAAGUACAAUUUAUACACGAAGAUCACAGGUGGUCAGCGCAUCGACAUGUUCGGAGCCAAGAAGCAAGACUUGCUCGAUAUCUGGAGAAGACUGGUCGAGGGCGGCAUGGAGAGUGGACAUGCAUACGCCAAGUCGUUACGUACCGUCAAGAGCUGUGUCGGGACCACGUGGUGCCGCUACGGCGUUGGGGACAGUGUCGGCAUGGCUGUGCGUAUUGAAGAGCGGUAUAAGAGCAUUCGGAGCCCGCACAAGAUCAAGGGUGGUGUCAGUGGCUGUGUGCGCGAGUGUGCUGAAGCUCAGAACAAGGACUUUGGACUUAUCGCUACAGAGAAGGGCUUCAAUGUCUUCGUCGCAGGUAACGGCGGUGCCAAGCCGAAACACUCGGAGCUCCUCGCCAAAGACGUUCCACCGUCUGAGGUCAUCCCCAUCCUCGACCGCUAUCUCAUGUUCUACAUCCGCACAGCCGACAAGCUGCAACGCACAGCACGAUGGAUCGAGAACCUACCAGGCGGACUGAAAUACCUGCAGGAAGUGAUCCUGGAGGACAAGCUGGGCAUCUGCGCCUCGCUCGAAGCCCAGAUGCAAGAGCUCGUCGACUCCUUCUUCGACGAGUGGGCCGAGGCGAUCAAGAACCCCGACAUCGCAGCCAAGUUCAAGCAGUUCGCCAACACGGCCGACACGGUGGAGACGGUGGAGCCGGAAGAAGACCGCGGGCAGACGCGGCCCGCGUUCUGGCCCAAGGAUUCCGCAGCCGAGGACUUCAAGGGCCUCAGGGACCGCUGGACCAGCACGACCUGGCAGCCCGUCAUGGAGGCCAGCUACUUCGCCGACGCCGACAGCACACCCAACGGCGUCAGCGCGAGCAUCAAGCGCGGCGACACGCAGCUCGCGCUGUGGCGCGUCCGCGGCAAGUACUACGCCACGCAGCAGAUGUGUCCGCACAAGCGCACCUUUGCGCUCUCGGACGGCUACAUCGGCACCGACGUGCCCUCCUCCGCCGAGCCCGCCACGAACCCGAAGGAACCCUGCGGCGACGCUAAGGCGCCCUGGGUCUCGUGUCCGUUCCACAAGCGCAACUUCGACCUAGCCGACGGCGCAUGCCGCAACGACGACGCCCUGUCCAUCGCCACGUUCGCGGCCGAGGAGCGCGCUGACGGGCUGGUUUAUCUCAGGCUGCCGCCCGUCGACGAGCUCGACGCCGCGCUCGGCACCGCAAGGUGGAAGGUCAAGAGCGAAGACAACACAGACAGACAGUUCGACGAGCUCGAUCGCAAGAUUGGGUUUAAGGGCCGCCGGGCGAAGAAGCCGGGUGUGAAGCCUAUGGUGGACUUGCCGAUGCGGAGGCCGGUGGAGGUUUUGGCUGGGGGCGGGUGUGGGAGUGCGCCGGAUUGGUAG
Messenger RNA from Anthostomella pinea, 3309 nucleotides. Lineage: Eukaryota; Fungi; Ascomycota; Sordariomycetes; Xylariales; Xylariaceae. The record is from the annotation of a GenBank genome assembly.